AUGGUGGUUUGUUGUUUAUGUCGUAAUGCCCUCUUCCUCUCUCCUCUGCGGCUGAGGGGCCCUGCAACACGACGACUGCAGCAGAAGCGGCAGCAGCUGCUGCAGCAGCAAGCAGAGCAGCAAACCCCUUAUCCUAAGCCAGGAGCAGCAGCAGCAGCAGCAGCAGCAGCAGCAGCAGAGGAAGACAGCAUCAAUCCUUCUUUCUUUGAUGAUUCUGAUGAUCUGUAUCCUUCGCAGCAGCAGCACAAGCAGCAUCAGCAGCAUCAGUAUGACAAGCAGCAGCUGCUGCAGCAGCAGUUGCUGCUGCUGCAGCAAAGGGGGCCCCCCAAGCGAGUGGGUACUGGCAGCUACUUAGACCCCAUGAGGGCCCCCCAGGCAGUUGAGGGAUUUAAUUCUGCCUAUAAAGAAUUCAUAAAUACUCAUCAGCAGCAAACUAGGCAGCAAAUUGUUAAUAGACUUAUUCAACAUAGAAGACAGCAGCAGCAGCAGCAGCAGAAACAGCAGCAGCAGCAGCAGCAGCAGCAGCAGCGGCAGCGGGGGUCUGCAUCCAAUGGUAUUUGUCCUGAGAGUGCCGCAGACGCAUCGCCUCCGAAUAGAACAGCAGCAGCAGCAGCAGCAGCAGCAGCAGCAGGCACUGCAGCAGCAGCAGGAGGAGGAACUGCACCAGCAGCAGCAGCAGCAGGAACUGCAGCAGCAGGAGGAGGAACAGCAGCAGCAGGAGGAGGAUCUAGUUUGCCUUUUGCCUUAGCUGAGGUGUACGUACACCACGAGCAGCAGCUAAGAAGUGUCGCCCCUCGUCCGCAUGCAUUUCGUGAGGCUUGUGUGCAGGAGUUUGCUGCUGCUGCUGCUGCUGCUGCUAAUCCUUUAUAUCCAUCUACUAUCCCCUUAGAUCAUCUUCCUGCUGCUGCUGCUGCUGCACCGCUGCAGCAGAAGCUGCAGCACAUAGGCAAGCUAAUUAAUGUCCCUGCCCUCCCUUAUAUUGAGGCAGAGACACAGGAGACACUUGCUGCUCUUGACAGCGCAGCAGCAGAAGAAGAAGCAGCAGCAGCAACAGAUGCAGCAGCAGACACAGCAGCAGAAGGAGCAACAGAAGCAGCAACAGAAGCACCAAUAGAAGCACCAACAGAUGCAGCACCAAUAGGGGGUACCCAAGAUGCGGGGGGCCCCCAGGGUACUGGGGGCCCCCUUUAUAGUGAGGGUUUAGGGUACGACAGUUUUUAUGGGGCCCCACGUAGGCCAUGGGAGGUAGCAGCAGCAGCAGCAGCAGCAGCAGCACCAAGUAUUAGGAUUAGUAGACCAAGAGAGGGGUUAGAUAAUGGGUGGGGUGACGAUCCCGAUCCUGAUCCCAGAGACGAUCCCGAUCCCGGAGACGAUCCCAGAGACGAUCCCAGGAGGAGGCGGAGUGUGGGGCGACGGGGACGAAGAGGUGCAGCAGGAGCAGCAGCAGGAAGAGAAUCAGCAGCAGAAGAGGCAUACCUUGCUCCUUUUAUUGAUGAGGAAUUAAAGGGAGAAGAGGAAUAUAAGGAAGCAUGGAGAAUAUCUUGUGGUUAUGGGUUAUUAUUGCUAUUACUUGGCCGUAGGCAUUCUGUAUUAGAGAGUUAUUGGUCAUGUAGAUUAAGAAGUUGUUUAUUUGAUGUUUCUUAUAAGAGGGUUUUAUUAAUAAAAGGAAAAGAUAAUAUUUCUUUCUUAGAUCUUAUUCUUUCUUGUUAUCUACAUGGACAAGUUAAGUAUGGAGAGGCGUGUGCGUCAUUAAUAUUAGAUACAAAGGGUUUAAUAAUAGAUAAGUGUUUUGUACUAAAAGGCAAAACCCUAAUGGAGGUUUGGAAGAGUGGUUUAGAUGUUUCUCUUUGUCAUUCACCUAAGACAUGCAUCUUAUCCCUCCAAGGCCCGCAGGCAAUGCAACGAUUUGUGCAGCAAAUAGAGGCACAAAUCAGGAAACAGUCGAAUGCCCAUCCCCUGUCGCCAAUUGUGCGCUUUUUUGUCUACAGCAGCAGCAGCGACAGCAGCAGCAGCAGCACCGACAGCAGCAGCGACAGCAGCAGCAGCAGCAGCAGCAGCAGCAAGAAGUAUAGUAUAAGUUGUGUUCGUGGUGGUAGUACAGGAGAGGAUGGCAUUGAAUUUGCUGCAGAAGAAGAACCAGCUAAUCUACUUAUUCAGUAA
Messenger RNA from Eimeria maxima, 2160 nucleotides. RefSeq names its product glycine cleavage T-protein domain containing protein, putative. Lineage: Eukaryota; Apicomplexa; Conoidasida; Eucoccidiorida; Eimeriidae. Gene Ontology annotation, molecular function: transcription coactivator activity; protein binding. Gene Ontology annotation, cellular component: nucleus. Gene Ontology annotation, biological process: positive regulation of transcription by RNA polymerase II. The transcript is spliced from 7 exons. The coding region runs from base 1 to 2160 and encodes 719 amino acids. The record is from RefSeq and is a predicted model, not a curated record.